AAAAGUUUUCAGCAGCGUACACUCUGAUUUUUCAAAGAACACAAAACGAAUAUUCGGUAAUCAUCCAAGAACUGGUGGUGUAAAUAAACAGAGAGAGGAAUAUCAACCAGAAAUCACUACUACAUGACAGAGGGAAGUAGUGUUGGCAGUGGAGGAGGAGGCGUUGUAAUAGUAAAUAUUCCCUCAUCAGCAUCAUCUGAUGAUGAAAUUAGGAAGGCUAAGAAUUCAUCCUCGAGGAAGGAGGAUGAAAAUUCUGGCUCAUCAUCUUGCUCUUUAAUGUUGCUAACGACAGCUAUCCUGUUUCCUCCUUUGGCGAUGGGGAUCUUGUUAAGAUUCCAUCUCAAGCACCCAAUGGAGAAGGGAGAGAAGGUGAGACAGAUUGUUGUUUGUGCCAUGCUGACCAUGUUGUGCUACGUACCUGGUCUUUUGCAUGUCAUAUUUGCCAUCUUGCAAGAGGCAGUUGGUGAUUAGCUUUGGGCGAGCAUGUAUUUUUGAUGACAAAUCACUUUUCAUGGAGCAUGAAAAUGUGUGGCCAUCAAGUUUGUGAUACAUGGUUACCAACAAGCAAACAUGUAAUUGGAUGCAUGCAUCAUGGAAACAUGGUUUUGGCAUGUCUUUUAAAUUUGAGCUAGGAUUGUAUUCAGAGAUGCGAUCUCGUCUUACCAAGUUUGUGAAAACAGCAGGAAAUUGAUCAAUUAGGGGAGUUUACCAUUUAAUUCGCCGUAGUAAAUAUUCCACCAAUCAAUUCUAUC
This is a messenger RNA of Naegleria gruberi, 752 nucleotides long. RefSeq lists its product as uncharacterized. The transcript has a single exon. Lineage: Eukaryota; Heterolobosea; Eutetramitea; Acrasida; Naegleriidae. The record is from RefSeq and is a predicted model, not a curated record. Gene Ontology annotation, cellular component: membrane. The coding region runs from base 124 to 471 and encodes 115 amino acids.